This is a messenger RNA of Symsagittifera roscoffensis, 4702 nucleotides long. Its product is annotated as WD repeat-containing protein 97-like. Lineage: Eukaryota; Metazoa; Xenacoelomorpha; Acoela; Convolutidae. Bases 193 to 4620 code for a protein of 1475 amino acids. The record is from RefSeq and is a predicted model, not a curated record. Gene Ontology annotation, molecular function: protein binding. The transcript has a single exon.
ACAUUUGUUGAAAGUACGCACAGUUAAGCCACCUGAUUAAAAUAUAAUGCGCAGUGGCCAUUUUGAUAACAAUUUACGAACGUGCCUUUUUUCGUGCCAUUAAAACGCAAAUAAAUCUAAGUUUGAUAUACUUUUUUGCCACACGUUACUUUCUUGUCAAAUUUAUGUAAAUAAUUAAAAAAUUGUUUUAUUAUGGCCCCGUCUGCGGACGCUGCGAAGAGCGAUUUCAGCGCCCGGAAUAAAGAUGGGAGACAGAAAAAGGCGAAAGCGGCUUGGCACCACAUAAAAGAUUGUAUCACAGAAGGCGACCAGGAAGAGCAAGAUGAAGUUCUCGCUUACCGCGCACCCAGAGAAUCGGCCAGAGAGAAAAAAGAAAAGACGAAGAAGAAGAUCAUCUCGCAUGGAAUGCAGUAUAGGAACUCAUUUGCUCUAGAAGACCCGAUUUUGAGUGUGAUUUUCAAUGAAACGUCGGAAGAAUAUAUAGUUCUGGAUGAAACAAAUUCCCUCAGUUUCUACAAUUCAGACGGAAAGUUCUUGUUUGAUCACGUUUUGGACGAUGAGUUAGCUCAAAUUGUUUUUAUGGAUCACCAAAUGCGAUAUGUUGGCCUCAUGAAAAACGAGGAGCAAGAUAUUAAUUCGACGCUAGUUUUGUACUCCAAGAAUCUUGAGGUGCUGUCGAAAUAUCACGAGCAGUUUCCGACUUCUACAAUAAGGUACAACCCAUUCAAAAGAAUGCUGCUUUCAGUAGGAUACGGGAAUGUAAUUGCGUGGGCUCUUCAUUACGAAGACACUCACUUAGUUCCAGAAGCAAUUUCUAGUCCGUCUGAGAUUGAAAACGCGCAGAUAACCAUGCUUGCGCUGGAGCACAAUGCGGGCUACCAACAAAAAGUGUUUGCAAUCUCUGAAAACAAUUGUUUCGUUUUCGAAGCCAGAAACCUCGAGUUGAAACAGGUCAAGAGGAGUUUGCAUGUUCGGAACAUUUCAAGUGUGUUGUAUUUCAACCCUGCGAAGUUUCUGCUAACCGGGUCAACUGAUGGAUCUAUUAAAGCCUGGGAUGAAAACUGGUGUGUAAAAAUGGUCUUCAUUGGCCAUAAUGACCCGGUAACUGCUUUAAGCGUGUAUCCUAAUGGACCUUUCGUCGUCUCGUCGUCAAGUGACAAUUCAAUCAGAGUCUGGAGUUUGGAGACGUCAGAUGAGUCCGCGAUUAUAGACGUUCAUUCACAUGGCUGGAAUCUUGUGUCAUAUUCGGGACAUAACACGAUUGCAGCUAUAGUCGAAAAAGAAGUUUUCCUUUACACUGUGGAAGAUUUGUACUCGCUGUAUACAUCAGUUGGCGAACCGGUGAAGAAAAUAACAAAGACUACGAAGUAUUUCGACUACCGACGCCUGACCUGCUCGUGCGAAGAUGGAUCAGUUCGGAUUGUUUGCCCGAACACCGGCAACGUCCUCGGUACAGUUCUACUGAAUUACGAGGACCGAAUCAAAGACUCGUACUUCAUCUCGAGGCUCAAUUACACGUACUGUUUGCUUCAGAGCAACGAAAUUGUUUCAGCUAAUAUGACAACGAACCCUGCCACAGUUGUGGAAAGGUGGAGCUUCACAGAACAGUUUAGAGGUCACAAAAUAUCGUGUUUUUGCAUUUAUGAACACAUCGGAGGAAAGGAGUUGCUGAAAGAGGAAAAGAAUUUACCAAGCCAUGAUGUUUGGAAAGGUCUGGCAAGGGCAGCUAAAACUACAGAAUUGGAGCGGGCGACUUCGGCAGCUGGUCCCGAUAAACAUGAGAAUCCAGUAAUGCUUUUCGUUGGUCGUGACGAUGGAGAGGUUUGUCUAAUUGACCACGAAAGUGGAGAAAUACUCUCAGAAGUGACUGCCCAUGAAAUGAGCAACAUCACUUGUAUAGUAGCUAACCCGGAAUAUGACCAGCUUCUGACUGCUGGAACGGAUAAAGUUGUCAAAAUCUGGAAAGUUACUCCAGACGCUGAAAUGGACCCACUAGUUGUCCAGUUUCCAUUUUUCUUUCCUGGAACGCCCACGCAUAUCACGUGCCUUAAAAACAAGAUGCUAGUUGCUUAUCAGGAUAGCUCGAUUGGCAUGUACGCAUCGUCAGUUCAGACUCAGGAAAGAAAUAAAUUUGAACAUGUUAGGUCAGAUGACCAUACUGAUAAAAUCAUUUCAGUAGCAGCGAGUACAAAGAUGAAGCUCUUCGCUACAGCGGGAGAGGACGAAACUAUUCGGAUUUGGAGCGAUCAUAGUCGUUUGAUUCGUGUUCUGAAGCUAAAUGCACCAAUAUACAGUGUCGAGUUCGCUAAUGAUUCUAGCGAUUUGGUUGUCGGAAUUGGAGAUCAUCUCUAUAGGAUUUACCACACCAGGUAUUUCACAAAGUCACUUUUGUAUAAAGCAUUGACAGUUGGUGCAGAUGAUUUGAAAAUUGAAACUCCAACUCCUUACGACGAAAGUCGACUCCAAUCUUUAGACAUGGUUGAUGUCAAACGACUCAAAGCUGCGCAUUGUUCAGAAAUGAACUAUAUAAACUACGAAGAUAAGUUACCGCCGGAAGAGCAACUCGAAAUUGACCGGGAGUUAGAGAAUGAGAAGACAAAGUUCUACGAAAUUGCGAAACGAGACGCCGAAUUGGAGAUGCUGCGAAACGGACAGUACGACAUGCUUAAAAAAUCAAAACGAGUUUACAACGAGAGAGUGAAUCAGAUUGCUUUCAAGAAGUACCUCGCGAUUUUUUUCCAACACGUGAAAGUUGAUUUACCCAAAUUGGAAGAUAGCUUUAAUCGUGGCGAGACUUCGAUCGCUAAGAAAACACGAGCGAUGCCACCUUUGUAUUCCAGCAAAGCCCUGAUGGAAGAUUCGGGAUUCUUUCCGACGUUGUCGAAGCACCCGGGAAAAGAGCUUCUGCCUGUAAGUCUAUCGGGAUACCUUCCGAAUUCAGUAGCACUGAAGAAUUUAUACCCAGAAGACGUUUUGAAAGAGCAUGAAGAUCAGUUCAAGCCGCGUGAAUUCACAGCCGAGGAAAUAGAAGAAAUGGAGUACUAUAACCGACUGAGAGUAAAAGAUGACAACGAAGAUGACUUGCUUGGAGAUGAUACGGGUGACUUGCCUCCGACGCCACCAGCUGCAAAGGAUCCAGCGACCAAGUCGGGUUUGAUGGAAAAGAUGGAGCAGGCUCAGAGAACCCCUUCGCCUACACCGGAACCGGAAAAGAGUCAAGAGGAACUAGACGCCGAGGAAAGAGAAAGGAGAGUUCGGGAACAGAUGGAAGGUGCUGCGAAUAAAGAAGCGAAAGAGAAGGAGCUCAUCGCUGAAAAAAAAUCAAAACCAGUUCGCAAAUUUGUCUCGAGGCCGGAGCAGAAGUCACCCGAACCUCUUCCGCCGCCACCCGUAAAGAAAGUCACCUCAUUGACAUUUGACGAUGAGAAAGAGCCCGAAGUUCAGAAACCGCCCACGCCAUUGCCAGAUUAUAUAACCAAAAAUAGAGGUCAAGAUUGGUACGAAAAGUUUUUCCCGAACUUGAACGAAAGAACGUUCCCGAAGCCAUGGUACCCGGGAUCUUUUGCCCAAAUGAUGUUGCGAUACAUCAAGACAUGUGAGAUCCAGUACAAAGCGCCGAUGGUGGAUUAUCUGAAAGAUUUGCACCAAGAGUGGGAUCUAACGGAUAUGCGUGAUGUAAUCAUAGAAUCGGUGUUAUUUGUGUUGAACAAAUCGGACGGACCGACAGGCGAGACUGUAUACGGACGACUUUUCUUUCAAUCUUGUCUUCGACUAUUCGUUGCCUUGAAGAAAUAUGAUUUCGAAGUUGUGGUCGAGGCGAUGACAAUAUAUCUCGAGAAAGACGCAGUAACAAAGAAGCUUGCUAUUGACACCUUGAGAAAAAUGGGCGUCAUGGACCCUCAGAAGUUGUUCUACAAGUACAUGGAUUCGUGGAACCUACCCGUUACUGGUGAUCUGGGGUACAAACGAAACGUUUUAGAGCAGGCUAAAGACUGGUUAAACGUACUGAUUCGAAAACUUUCUGAGCAAGUUGAGUACGUAAUUGACGAGUUGAAGUGUGGAAACAUGUUGCUCCCAGGCGCUACCGGCAAAAAGUUCCAGACACGUGUUAAACUAACAAGCUCUGAUUUACCCGAACCAACUCGAGCCGUGGUCGCCGUUCUUGAUCGUAUUCCAGGGAAUAUUGUGGAUCAUAUAACGCCAAUUGAGGCGAUUAAUUACUACACCGAAUGCGAGUUACAAGAUUUCUUUGAUAGAACAAAUCAGGAUCGACAAGAAAUGCUGGAUCCCUCAAAUCGGAAGACAGUCCUGGUGCUGCCGAAGGUUCCGGUCGACCGAAGUUUAGCUCGAAUAGGCGAGUUGAAGACAAGUCAAUUGAAACCGAGACGUGAAACGACGAAAGCCGACGCGGUCAAUCUUUCGCGUGCGAAUCGAACAGAUGCUUUCGCACGGUUCACGACGCAUAUAAAUCUACCGCUGAAGAAUGUGUAUAUGAAUCCUUUCGGAGAUGAAGUUGAUGAAUACAUGUACAGAUUAAGAGAGCAACAGCCGAUUCUGUUGAUGUUGAAAUCUAACCAGAAGUAUUUUGUACCGGAAAGCUCUGUCCCGCCACCUUUGUAAAAAGCAUAGACCUUCAAUUAACUCGCCAGAUUGAUGCUUUAGAUACUUAAUUGCUUCUUUUUAAAUUUAAUGCGUUUUAUUU